AUGGAUUUUGACCUCGAAAACCCUCUUGGAAACUUCCACAACCUUCCGUACGACGUUCUCCCUUCCCUCUUCCUCAUCGAAUCCGAUCACAUCCCUCCACCCAAUUACUGUCAAACUCUCAAAGCCAGCGACUUCGACAUCUCUGUUAGAAGAGAUGUUGUCUCUUUGAUCUCACAGUUGGCCUGCGCCUUCGAUCCAGUUCUUCCUUACCUAGCUAUCAACUACUUGGAUCGCUUCCUCGCUAACCAUGGAAUAUUGCAACCAAAACCAUGGGCAAACAAGCUUCUUGCAAUCUCUUGCUUUUCUUUAGCGGCCAAGAUGCUGAAAGCAGAGUACUCUGCUACUGAUGUCCAGGUUCUUCUGAAUCAUAGUGAUGGCGGUACCAUUUUCGAGACACAAACAGUUCAAAGAAUGGAGGGCAUUGUCUUGGGGGCUCUCCAGUGGCGAAUGCGUUCGAUCACCCCCUUCUCUUUCAUUCCUUUCUUCGUGAAUUUAUUCAGGCCCACAGACCCGGCAUUGAGACAGGUUCUGAAGGAUCGAGCUUCUGAAAUCAUACUCAAGUCACAAAGAGAGAUAAAGGUCUUGGAAUUCAAACCAUCUAUAGUUGCUGCGUCAGCCCUUCUGUAUGCUUCACAUGAGUUGUUUCCCUUCCAAUAUCCAUGUUUCUUGGGAGCAAUAUCCGAGUGUUCAUAUGUUAACGAAGAAACUGUGGUGCAAUGUUUUAAUGUGAUACAAGACAUAGCCAGGGAGGAGUACGAAUCUGUGUUGAAUAUAAAUUCAACUUCAGACACACCGGUUAAUGUGUUAGACGAACAUUUUCUGAGCUUGGAAAGUGAAAAAACCAACGGAGCGACGCAAGAGCAGGAGUUCAAAAGAAGGAAAACCGCCGAUUAUGGCAACGAACGCACGGUACCGUUUUCUCAUUUUCAUCAAUGCUGA
Sphenostylis stenocarpa is the source of this 939-nucleotide messenger RNA. The record is from the annotation of a GenBank genome assembly. Lineage: Eukaryota; Viridiplantae; Streptophyta; Magnoliopsida; Fabales; Fabaceae.